GACGCAAGCGGCGUCACCGUCUCCAAGGAGUGGUUCGGGGCACCGGUUUCAAAGUCGCAGGGCGGGCCGAGUGGACUUCCGCUGCUGGCCUGGGGCUUCCCAGCCGUGUUGGCGUCGUCUUCUCCAACCCACGCCGCUCCGCGUAGAACACCGCUCUCAGGCUGCCCUCCAGCUCCCGCGGCACUCUCCUAGGUGGCCCGACGAGACCCAGAGUGACCCUCGGGACGCCUGUAUCGAGCAAGUCCUCUUCCCACCAGGGUGGGAUUCGGUUGAACGUGGAACAGAAUUCACCUGGCGCGCCCCCAGCAAUCUUCAGUCUCUCUCCAGGGCCUGGAACUCGUCUGGGGCGCGGGGGAAGGAAGCGUGGCGGGGCUGUAGAUGCCGCGUGAGUAGGAUGCAGAUUGCACCGCUGGAGCGCUUGACAACCAACCGAGUGUUGGCUUAGUUUUGUUUUCCCGCACAGCAAGCUCUGUGUCUUUCAGAGGAAGGUAAAGGUGAUGAAAACUCCAAACUAAAAUUGUAUCGAAAUGGCUACAGAAAUCGACUUUCUGAGAGAGCAAAAUCAAAGACUAAAUGAAGAUUUUAGGCGGUAUCAAAUGGAAAAUUUUUCUAAAUAUUCAUCUGUACAGAACAACUACAGGAAUAAGGAAAUCCAAGAGGACCCACAGACCCUCUGAAGGAAGCAGAUUGCUCCUGCAGGACCCGGGAGACAUCCCAAAUACCAUGAAAGCUGUCUGCCAAGGAGAAGGAGACGACACAUUUGAAAACCUCGUGUUUGACCAAAGCUUUUUAGCUCCUCUUAUAACUGAGUAUGAUAAACAUCUAGGAGAACUAAAUGGGCAGCUGAAAUAUUAUCAGAAACAGGUGGGUGAGAUGAAACUACAGCUUGAAAGUGUCAUCAAGGAAAAUGAAAGGUUGCACAGUGAAUUGAAAGAUGCUGUUGAAAAACAAUUGGAGGCCUUUCCCCUUGGCACAAAGAUAGGAACUGAUACAUAUGCAGAUGAUGAAAUAGUCAGAAACCUUCAAGAACAAUUGCAGCUAGCCAAUGAAGAAAAAGCUCAGGCUGUGGAACUCUGGCAGACUGUUUCUCAGGAGUUGGACAGACUACACAAGCUUUACCAGGAACAUAUGACCGAGGCCCAAAUUCAUGUAUUUGAAAGUCAAAAACAGAAGGAUCAGCUUUUUGAUUUUCAACAACUGACCCAGCAACUUCAUGUUACUAAUGAGAACAUGGAAGUGACUAACCAACAGUUUCUGAAAACAGUAACUGAACAAAGUGUGAUGAUCGAACAACUCCGAAAAAAACUUAGGCAAGCCAAAUUAGAGCUGAGAGUUGCUGUAGCAAAAGUGGAAGAGUUAACUAACGCGACUGAAGAUCUGCAGGGACAGAUGAAAAAGAAGGAGAAGGAUGUGGUGUCUGCCCAUGGAAGAGAGGAAGCAUCAGAUAGGCGCUUACAGCAGUUACAGUCCUGUAUAAAACAAUUAGAAAUAAGAUUAUGUGUGACAAUCCAAGAAGCCAACCAAUUAAGAACAGAAAAUACACAUCUGGAAAAACAGACCAGAGAGCUACAAGCAAAGUGCAAUGAAUUAGAAAAAGAGCGAUAUGAGGCUAUUGUAAGAGCCAGAAAUAGCAUGCAACUCUUAGAAGAAGCUCACCUUCAAAAAAGUCAGGCUCUACUUGAGGAGAAGCAAAAAGAAGAAGACAUAGAGAAAAUGAAAGAGACAGUUUCUCGGUUUGUACAAGAUGCUACCAUAAGAACCAAGAAGGAAGUUGCAAACACAAAAAAACAAUGCAAUAUACAAAUUUCUCGAUUAACAGAAGAACUUUCAGCCCUUCAAAUGGAGUGUGCUGAAAAACAAGGCCAAAUUGAAAGAGUCAUUAAGGAAAAAAAAGCAGUGGAAGAAGAACUAGAAAAGAUUUACCGUGAAGGCAGAGGAAAUGAAAGUGAUUACAGAAAACUGGAAGAAAUGCACCAAAGAUUCCUGGUUUCAGAGCGUUCAAAAGAUGAUCUUCAGAUAAGACUGACGAGAGCAGAAAAUAGAAUAAAACAACUUGAAAUCGACUCCUCAGAAGAAAUAUCACGUUACCAAGAAAUGAUUCAGAAAAUUCAAAAUGUGUUGGAGUCUGAGAGAGAGAACUGUGGGCUUGUCAGUGAACAAAGGCUAAAACUUCAGCAAGAAAAUAAACAGUUACGGAAGGAGACUGAGAGUUUAAGGAAGAUUGCCCUGGAGGCUCAAAAAAAAGCCAAAUUAAAGAUCAGUACAAUGGAACAUGAAUUUUCAGUAAAGGAACGUGGGUUUGAAGUUCAAUUGAGAGAGAUGGAAGACAGUAAUAGAAAUUCCAUUGUUGAACUGAGGCAUCUCCUAGAGACUCAACAGAAGGCAGCCAAUAGGUGGAAAGAAGAAACGAAGAAACUUACUGAAAGUGCUGAAAUUAGAAUCAAUAAUCUAAAGAGUGAGCUGAGUCGACAGAAACUUCAUACCCAAGAGCUGCUUUCUCAGCUGGAAAUGGCAAAUGAAAAGGUAGUUGAGAAUGAAAAGCUAAUUCUAGAGCAUCGAGAAAAAGCCAACAGACUUCAAAGGCGUCUGAGUCAGGCAGAAGAGAGAGCUGCUUCAGCCUCCCAGCAGCUCAGUGUGAUUACAGUGCAGAGAAGAAAAGCAGCCUCCCUGAUGAAUCUGGAAAAUAUUUAAAAAUAUUCAUAGUUCAUUCACAGAACUUUAGAGUUGGGAAAGCAGUUGGACUAGAAGUGUAUUGAAAUGGUAAAGCCUGCAGAGUAUAAUAGUUAAGGCUUGUGUUAUUUUGCGUAAGCAUUGUUAUUCUGUUUUGAGGGUUAUUGGAAAACAGAGCAGUGACCACUUCCUGUAAGUAAAGAAAAUAUAAUCCUAUAUUGAGCUUCAGUGGAGAAUAAACCAGCUGAGAAGAACUCAUUGCCUUCAUCAACGUGUCUGUUUUUUAAUUCCUCCUUUUUCCCUUGAAAGGCUAUAAUAAUUUUCAAACUAUGCAAAUUUCUCUUUCAUAAGAAAGAGUUUUUAAGAAAAUUCUAGAAUUUAAUAUUUCAGUUUCCAAGAUUUGAAAAUUUUACAUCUAAUUGUUACUUCUAACUCAUUUUUAAAGUUCUUAAGUAUCCAUUUUAUUAUGAACUCAUAAAUGUAAUAAAUUGUGCACUUUCUAAAA
Molecule: messenger RNA, 3175 nt
Organism: Cercocebus atys (sooty mangabey)
Lineage: Eukaryota; Metazoa; Chordata; Mammalia; Primates; Cercopithecidae
Gene: SCLT1
Product: sodium channel and clathrin linker 1
Exons: 22
Coding region: 574-2691 (705 amino acids)
Biological process (GO): cilium assembly; clustering of voltage-gated sodium channels
Cellular component (GO): centriole
Source: RefSeq, a predicted model, not a curated record